Messenger RNA from Gilbertella persicaria, 606 nucleotides. Its product is annotated as ubiquitin-conjugating enzyme/RWD-like protein. The transcript is spliced from 5 exons. Gene Ontology annotation, biological process: protein polyubiquitination. NCBI's taxonomy places the organism in Eukaryota, Fungi, Mucoromycota, Mucoromycetes, Mucorales, Choanephoraceae. Gene Ontology annotation, molecular function: ubiquitin conjugating enzyme activity. Gene Ontology annotation, cellular component: nucleus. The coding region runs from base 1 to 606 and encodes 201 amino acids. The record is from RefSeq and is a predicted model, not a curated record.
AUGGCCUCAACACGCUCUAACCGUACCAAGAACGUUAAUGAAGUAAAAGAAACGGCUCCUACCACUGUAAGCGACUCUGGUAGCUCCAACAAUGCCUCACCAGCCCCUACUACACCUCCCUCUACAAAGAAGAUCAUCAAGAAGAAGUCCUCUGCUGGAAAAUCACUUAGUAGCAGUGCUAAAAGAAUUUCCAAAGAAUUAGCAGAGAUUUCACUUGAUCCUCCUUCCAAUUGCAGUGCUGGUCCUAAAGGCGAUAAUCUAUACGAAUGGGUUUCUACUAUUGCUGGUCCAAGUGAUUCUCCUUAUGCUGGUGGUAUCUUUUUCUUGGAUGUUCAUUUCCCUCAAGAAUACCCUUUCAAACCUCCCAAGGUCGUGUUUAGAACACGUAUUUAUCACUGUAAUAUCAACAGUCAAGGUGCCAUUUGUCUCGAUAUCCUUAAAGACAAUUGGUCUCCUGCAUUAACUAUCUCAAAGGUCUUGCUCUCGAUUUGUUCCUUAUUGACAGAUGCUAAUCCUCAUGAUCCAUUGGUAGGCUCUAUUGCUCAAGAAUAUUUGACAAACAGAGAAGAACAUGAUAGCAUAGCACGCGAAUGGACAAAAAGGUAA